GACACGGCGGUUACAAUACUAAGAAAAAUGAUCAACUGAUGGCUUCUUUAAAGCGUCUACUGAUGGCAGCAUUCCACGCAGUUGUAACGUGUGCGACAAAUCCAACUCUACUUAACAAGACUGGGCCAACAGUUUACAUUUUAGGGCUGACAGGGAUAUUUGGGUGGGGUGUCAGAGUAGCCAUUCCUUAUGUGUACCAGUCAUAUGCUGCCUGGAUAUGCCGAUGUUUUCAAAGUUUAGGCUGUUUCUUAGCGUUUGAGCUAAUGAUUAACUGGAUAGGCAUAGUGCUUGUAGAUUCCAGUUACCGAGUUGCAACAAAACCUUUACACGAAAUGUCGGCUGAGGACAAUCAAAAUAGUUAUUUGUCAAUACACAACUCAUACGGGCAAGAAGCUGGUCCUCAUUCGGCGACAGAUACUGUUCUAAGGCGAAGAUAUUUUACAUGGAACUAUUGCUUCAGAUGCAAUCUGAUGUCUCCUCCGCGGGCACACCAUUGCCCGAUCUGUAACCGAUGCAUAUUAAAGAGAGACCAUCAUUGCUACGUAGCUGCACGCUGUAUUGGAUUCAGAAAUUUCAGAUACUUCGCCGUAUUCAUUUUCUAUGCUGUACUGGCAACAUUGUUUUCUCUUGUACACGCUCUUCCAUACGCACAUUACGAAGUGAUACCCAAAGUGCCAAACUACUUGGACAUUUUGUAUCCAAUUACAUUGGUACGUUAUUGUUUAGGAUACGUCAAUUUAAACGAAAUGAUUCUAAUACUUCUAGGUUGGAUUCUGCUUUUUUACCUGAUCGCAAGCUUAAUCACAUUUCAAAACGUUUAUAGAUCCAUCGUGUCGGGCUUGACUAUUUUUGAAAUCCGCUCAACACUUAAUGUCCGCGACAACCGAAGUAUCUCAGGAAAACUGGGAGCCGUGUUUGGCCAAUACUGGUGGCUGAAUUUCCUGGUUCCAUUACACCAGAUAUAUCCCCCUAUCGACGACCCACUUUCAUGGCCAACGUUGUCCGUAUCGUAGAUUUUAAAUAUUAAUAACAACGAGUUUUUGUGACAGAGUUUGUGUAUUUAAACAACAUAUAUGCAUUAAGAUAUGUACGGCUUAUACAUAAACUAUGUAAUGUUGGGUUAAUUUACUUGAAAAAAAAAUGAACGUAUUAUCAAAUGUUUACAAUCCUUAAUGGAAGAAUCCUAUCUAGCAUUGUUAACUUAUGUUUUAUAUUGAUUGAUUAAAUCAAUAAGUGUC
Molecule: messenger RNA, 1238 nt
Organism: Dreissena polymorpha
Lineage: Eukaryota; Metazoa; Mollusca; Bivalvia; Myida; Dreissenidae
Product: putative ZDHHC-type palmitoyltransferase 4
Exons: 2
Coding region: 39-1013 (324 amino acids)
Biological process (GO): peptidyl-L-cysteine S-palmitoylation; protein targeting to membrane
Cellular component (GO): endoplasmic reticulum; Golgi apparatus
Molecular function (GO): protein-cysteine S-palmitoyltransferase activity
Source: RefSeq, a predicted model, not a curated record